Molecule: messenger RNA, 1452 nt
Organism: Morchella sextelata
Lineage: Eukaryota; Fungi; Ascomycota; Pezizomycetes; Pezizales; Morchellaceae
Exons: 1
Coding region: 1-1452 (483 amino acids)
Biological process (GO): actin filament polymerization
Cellular component (GO): cytoplasm; actin filament
Molecular function (GO): microtubule binding; actin binding
Source: RefSeq, a predicted model, not a curated record
AUGCCGCCCGCCCCUGUCCCGCCCGCCCCUGUCCCGCCCGCCCUGGUCCCGCCUGCGCCUGCGCCAGUGCCGCCGCCGCCCCCACCGCCCCCACCGCCGCCACCGGUCUAUCCAGCCAUAGAAAUGCCCUUCCCGUUGAUGGUUCUCGGAGUACCACCGCCCCCGCCGCUCACAACGGGUAUAAUCCCGCCCUUGGUCGGCGGUCUACCCCCGCCCGCACCCAUGCUCCCCGGCCCGAUCCUGGCCCUUGCACUCGCAGCUGGCCAAACCAGCGCAACCGUGCACCUGCUCGACGCCCCCACCCGACUGGCGCUCCUCCAGGCCUGCAGAACCUUCGAGGAGCUCCUCGCCGUGCGCACGCAUUGCCGCGAGCUCUUCGAAGUGUACGAGCUCAACUCCAGCGCGCUGCUCACGCUUAUGACCGCACGCUACUUCGCCGCCCUCAGCGGUGUCCCCUCGACCGCCGCACUCGUCGAGCCCGCAAAGGAGAUCCUGAUCUACCAGCGCUACAUCGUGCAGGGCGAGCUCUCGCGGGAGGGCCAGCGCGCGCUCACAGGCCUACUAUAUGACCGCCUCGUCACCAAGGACAGGAACAACGUCUGGAUGCGCGCCAUCGAUGUCCGCCAGCUGAAGGAGAAUAACUACUUCUAUGAGCGCUUCAGCGUGUUCUACCACGACCAGCUGGCGCACGCCACGUACCCGUAUGAUGGCGACCCGCGGCACUGGGCCAUACUGCAGGACGAGCGGCAUCUCGAUAUUACCAUGGUCCCGACCGUCGUCAGUGAAAGUCCGGGGCUGCAGUCGGUCGAGUUUGAGGUUGAUGAUGUGCUCACCAUGACGGACUUUUAUGCGGCGUGGCUGCUGACGUACCGCUUCAAGUAUGAGAGCAUCGCGACGUUUGCGAGGCGGACGCAGCCGAUGACGCCCGCGAACUUGGGGAAGAUCCACUUCAUUGCGUUCCUGAUGGACCAGUUCUAUCUCUCGCAGAUCCCGUUCAACAGGAAGUCGAGUGGCCGCUCCGGACCGCUGAAUGCGAACCUGGGGGUGCAGCGGGCGGUUGUGAAGACGUCGGUGCUGACGGGGUGGCGGAAUAGGUGUUUUAUGGGUGUGUGGUACCCGCUGAAGAUUGCGGAGGAGGGGUUCUUCAGCCUGGACUUUUCGAAGGGCGUCUGGGAGAAGAUUAUGGUGAACCGUCGGAUGGUGGGGUGGGCGUUCUUCCAGCGGAAUAAUUGGGGCAUCUUUACGGAGGUGAGGGGCGGGGGCCAUCUGAUGUACUGGAAGAUGUUGGCGCAUUUGGCAGAUACGAUGUGGCAGACGGCGGCGGUGGAGGAGCGCGAGGAUAGGACGUGGGAGGAGGUGUUUUUAGAUAUAAAGAUGGACUUUGAUGAGGAUUUUGGCGUGUUGGGGACGUUGGAGCUGGCGGCGAAGUAUAACUUGGUGGAUACUAAUUAA